AGUAAUGGGGGUGAACGAUGACAAGGGAUUGCAAAUGAGUGUUGCUUAGUUCCUACUGUCAGUGAAUGCACCAGCACACUCCACCUCCUGAAGUGUUUACAUGGUGGGCGCCUCUGCUAAACGGUCCGGUGACUUUGAGUAACAUUCAGGUGGCGUGUAACUCUUUAAACAUUUAAUAUUAAACAAAUUGAAUUGCAAUACAGCCAGUAAUUAUUACUAAAGUGACAAGAAGAGUUGAAGAUAUUUGAAACGGAUAUGACUUCCCAAAUCCGACAAAACUUCCAUCAGGAUUGCGAGGCUGCAAUCAACAGACAGAUCAACUUGGAGCUGUAUGCCUCCUAUGUUUAUCUCUCAAUGGCAUACUAUUUUGACAGGGAUGAUAAAUCCCUAGAAAAUUUUGCUAAAUUCUUCAAUGCCCAGUCGAAAGAGGAGCGUGAGCAUGCAGAGAAGCUGAUGAGUCUGCAGAACAAGCGGGGAGGCAGAAUUUUCCUGCAGGACAUUAAGAAACCCGAUAGAGACGAGUGGGGGAGUGGCCUGGAGGCCUUGGAGUGUGCUUUGCAGCUAGAGAAAAGUGUAAACCAAUCCCUGCUGGAUCUGCAGAAAAUGGCAGCCGAACACAAUGAUCCUCAUAUGUGUGACUUUGUAGAAACACAUUUUCUGGAUGAGCAGGUUAAAUCCAUCAAACAGCUGGCAGACUGGAUCUCAAACCUGCGUCGCAUGGGCGCUCCUCAGAAUGGGAUGGCCGAGUACCUCUUUGACAAGCAUACCAUGGGAAAGGAAGCCAGUUAAACUGAGUAGCAAAUCAUCAUCCAUCUUCACCUCUGGGGAAGCAUUCUGUGUUAAAGGUCACGUAAAAUUUCUCAAAAUAUCAUGUCAUGUGGCAUCAUAGCUAUUUAUGCAUCAACCUUCCGUGGCUAUAUUUAGAUAAACGUGUUUGGAGUGUAGAGCAUGCCAAAGUAACAUUUAUCAGUGGUUGUAUGAUGGGAAAAGUUCUCCUUCACAGCUGGGUUAAGACCACCCUAUGUUCUCCAGAAUUUACAAAACCAUUUGAAUAAUCAAAAACCUCAUUGUAGCGAGGAGGCAAGCAAUGCCAUACUGCCUUGUUAGUACUAGGCACAUGUACAACUCCAGAAAAAAUUAAGAGACCACUUAAAAUGAUCAGUUUCUCUGAUUUUACUCUUUAUAGGUAUGUGUUUGAGUAAAAUGAACAUUGUUGUUUUAUUCCUUGAACUACUGACAGCAUUUCUCAGAAAUUCCAACCAAAAAUUUAGUAUUUAUUUGCAGAAAAUGAGAAAUAGUCAAAAUCAUGAAAAAAAUGCAGUGCUUUCAAAUGUCAAAUAAUGCAAAGAAAACAAGUUCAUAUUCAUUUAGAAACAAUAAUACUAAUGUUUUUAUUCAGGAAGAGUUCAUAAAUCAAUAUUUGGUGGAAUAACCAGGAGGUUUUCAAUGGGGCUUGGUGCAGUGGGCUCUUCAUUUUAUCCAGAGCCGUAUUUGUUCUUGUUCCAUUAUUGGCUAUUCUACUGCAAUGGGGUUGCCACAUGGAAUACCUCUACACUAGGGUUUUCCCUCAUAAUAUGCAGAAUUUACCUAUAACUGUAGGCGGUUUCUGGACCUAAAUCAUCAAUUUCAGCCUUAAUGCAAAGGAGCAAACUUUAUCUUCGUCAGCUUUCUGACAGCACAGGAGGGUACACUUGAAGGGUUUUCUGUGCUGAACUCAGUAGACCAAUGUAAUUAUUUUUAUUUGAGAUAUUUCACAAGUUCAGGAUCCACACAGAACGUCCUCAGGAUGGGUUUUUUGAUAAUCACUGCUUCAGUUUAUUUUUAGAGUUGUUCUGUCUUUAUUGUAAAAUUAUUUCAGAAAGCCUUCUCAUCCUUCUCACCGCCCUCCAGAUCUAAAUACAAAACCACGGCUACUGUUAGACAUCAAUGCAAAUUCAUUUCAUUCAUUCUGGACAUGAUCUUUCAACAAUCUCCUUGUCUAUAUUUGCAGUUUAUUGCUAUUCAAACACAAGCAUUCAUACUCCAUAAGUAGCACAACACAAAAAAUCUUCUGGGCAAAAUGCACAAGCGUCAUGCAGAUUUAUUUUUCUGGGCGCAGCAAUGCUGCUUCCAGGCUCUUUCCUGUAGAAUUUGUAAAUAAUGUCCUACCACCAGGAUGUCUGGAGAAACAUUGCUAAGCUGCUCAUGCAUUAUAGGGACCACUGACUCUUGAGGUUGUGGUGCGGUCUUGGACCACUGUGAAGGAGAACUUGCUGAAAGAUAUGCAUAUUUUCCAACUGUAAAAUAGUUUUGCUUAUAACCGAUGAUGCAUUGGUUUCUUUCAUUAGGAUUAUAGCCAUAACCUGCACUUAGAACUGAAUUACAGUCUUAGAAACAAAGCCAUAUACUCAGUUUAAAUAGUGAAAAUAGUAAGGAUUAAAUUUAAUUUUUUUCUAAAUUGAUCUUUUCAUUAUUCAAAGUGACGGAUACCCAUUACAUCGUAUGUUUUCCAAACUUUGUUCAUUAUUGAAAAACAUUGUUUUGUUGUUAUAAUUUUCUCAUUUUUGGUCAGUUUCUUCACAACUUUUAAAGUUUGAGUUCAGUAUUCUGUAGUUACUUUACAACAUUGAAUAUUCUUGUACGUACAUAAAGCUUAUGAAAAUAAAGCAAUAAUAUUCAAA
This is a messenger RNA of Gambusia affinis (western mosquitofish), 2660 nucleotides long. RefSeq names its product ferritin, heavy polypeptide 1b (gene fth1b). The record is from RefSeq and is a predicted model, not a curated record. Gene Ontology annotation, biological process: intracellular iron ion homeostasis; iron ion transport. Gene Ontology annotation, molecular function: ferrous iron binding; ferric iron binding. NCBI's taxonomy places the organism in Eukaryota, Metazoa, Chordata, Actinopteri, Cyprinodontiformes, Poeciliidae. Gene Ontology annotation, cellular component: cytoplasm. Bases 256 to 789 code for a protein of 177 amino acids. The transcript has 5 exons.